AUGCCGCGGAAGAAGAAAGGAUCUGGCUUCACGAGUAGUAAGAAAAAGAAACAGGACGCGGUAUCGAACGCGGCGCGGCGCGAUGAGCGAGGACUUCCGACGACUGUAGCGAAGGCGAAGCGAACGGUGGGCGAUGACGGAUCUUCUUGCUGUCUGAACUGCACGAAGAUGCUCGCGCAGGACAAGUUUAAAGACGACUACGUACAGACGUGUGUGGAUUGUUGCGAUCGUGCAGUGCAGAACUACAAGCGACGGAAACUUGCUCACGCGGCGGCACCUGAGCGCAUUGAUUCGAAGCGAGUAACGGCCAUGAAAGACGAUCGCGCGACGGACGAGCGAUCGGCGACGUAUCCUCCGCAUGUACAUUUUGCUAGAGAUACGCAGGUGUUCGAUGCAAAGAUUUUGUUCCCGAAAGGAGCGCCUCUCGAUGAUGUGCUUGCGUGGUCACAAACGUACGACCGAUUAAACCAACGAGAGUGCGCUCGCGUCGCGUUCGUUCUUGAAUUUCAAUUAGAAAAAUUCAAACGAAGCCACAAAGGAAAGGGAACGUCUUGGAUACACAAAUAUACUGGUGAGAAGCUCUGUUUGAGCGGCGAGAACGCGGUUAGAUUUCUGCGUCGUGCGGCCAAAGAAUUCAAAUUAACCUCGCCGCGCGAGGCGCAGCCGAUCGACGCCGAUUUUCAAUCGGCGGAUGGCCAGUCUGGAACUUUUUUGGAAUUCAGGCACCGGCUUACGAAGAUAUUCGUUCAAGGAUUAUCCGAUUCCACACCUGAACUCGCGUCUCGCAUCGUGCGUAAGUAUUGGAAGGCGUGUUUGUGUUGGUCUGCCUCUGCGCAAGCAACGGCACCAG
This is a messenger RNA of Ostreococcus tauri, 850 nucleotides long. Its product is annotated as unnamed product. The record is from RefSeq and is a predicted model, not a curated record. Lineage: Eukaryota; Viridiplantae; Chlorophyta; Mamiellophyceae; Mamiellales; Bathycoccaceae. The annotation marks the transcript as partial. The transcript has 2 exons.